This is a messenger RNA of Rana temporaria (common frog), 1045 nucleotides long. Its product is annotated as aquaporin-5-like. Gene Ontology annotation, biological process: transmembrane transport. Gene Ontology annotation, molecular function: water channel activity. Bases 88 to 912 code for a protein of 274 amino acids. Gene Ontology annotation, cellular component: plasma membrane; apical plasma membrane. The record is from RefSeq and is a predicted model, not a curated record. Lineage: Eukaryota; Metazoa; Chordata; Amphibia; Anura; Ranidae. The transcript is spliced from 4 exons.
UGCCACUGUAAUGCCACACAAGUAAACAGCAGACAGAUCCCGAGAACAAAACAUUCCAGUCUUGCUUAUUUUUCUGCUUACAGCACAAUGAGGAACGAAUUCUGCUCCUUAGCGUUUGCUCGGGCGGUGUUUGCAGAAUUUCUGGCCACUUUAAUAUUUGUCUUUUUUGGGGUAGGCUCUGCCCUGAAUUGGUCUUCUGCUCUGCCAACUGUUCUGCAGAUCUCCUUGGCCUUUGGCCUUGCCAUUGGUACCUUAGUACAAACAUUUGGACAUGUCAGUGGGGCCCAUAUAAACCCAGCAGUCACUGUAGCUUUCUUAUUGGGCUCCCAUAUUUCUAUUUUACGAGCCCUUUUCUAUAUAAUUGCACAGCUGGUAGGGGCAAUUGCAGGAGCUGGCAUCAUACAUGCAGUAGCGCCAGCGAAUGUCCGUGGAAAUCUGGCCAUUAAUGCGGUGAACUCGGGAACCCCAGGCUUGGCUCUUGUUGUGGAGCUAUUGCUGACCUUCCAGCUUGUACUCUGUAUCUUUGCAUCCACAGACGGCAGAAGGACUGACAAUGUUGGAUCACCAGCUUUGUCCAUUGGACUUUCAGUGACCCUGGGGCAUCUUUUGGGGAUCUAUUUCACAGGAUGUUCCAUGAACCCAGCCCGAUCCUUGGGACCAGCGGCUAUUACUGGAAUCUUCAAAGAUCAAUGGGUGUUUUGGAUUGGACCCCUUGUUGGCGGUGUUUUGGCCUCGCUCAUCUACAACUACGUCUUAUACCCGCACAGCAAGAGUUUGUCUGACCGGAUCGCCGUCUUGAAAGGAACCUAUGAGCCUGAGGAGGAAGCAUGGGACAACAAGCAAGAGCACAAGAGGCAAUCGGUGGAGCUGUACUCUGCUCACCCUCUCCCCAAGGGUACAGAGAAAUUCUAAACUCGAAGGACUUUAAACCAACCAACCCUAUUAUUUAUGCCUGCAAAACCUGAAGCUUUGAGCAAAGGAAGUUCAUAGAAUUAUUUGGUAUUAUCAGUUCUUUGCAAAACUGAAUACACUGUAAAUAUACUUA